GCCGCCAUGGCCACGCCGCUGCCCGGCCGCGGGGGCGGGCCCGCCACGCCGCUGUCGCCCACGCGCCUGUCGCGGCUGCAGGAGAAGGAGGAGCUGCGCGAGCUCAAUGACCGCCUGGCGCACUACAUCGACCGUGUCCGCGCGCUCGAGCUCGAGAACGACCGGCUGCUGCUCAAGAUCUCCGAGAGGGAGGAGGUGACCACGCGCGAGGUGAGCGGCAUCAAGACGCUGUACGAGUCGGAGCUGGCGGACGCCCGCCGGGUGCUGGACGAGACGGCGCGGGAGCGGGCCCGGCUGCAGAUCGAGCUGGGGAAGCUGAAGGCGGAGCUGGAGGAGGCCAACAAGGGCUCCAAGAAGAGGGAGGGCGAGCUUGCGGUGGCUCAGGGCCGCGUGAAGGAUCUGGAGUCCUUGUUCCACCGGAGUGAGGCAGAGCUGGCCGCCGCCCUCAGCGAGAAGCGUGGCCUGGAGAGCGACGUGGCCGAGCUGCGGGCCCAGCUGGCUAAGGCGGAGGACGGUCACGCGGUGGCCAAAAAGCAGCUGGAGAAGGAGACGCUGAUGCGCGUGGACCUGGAGAACCGCUGCCAGAGUCUGCAGGAGGAGCUCCACUUCCGCAAGAACGUCUUCGAGGAGGAGGUGCGGGAGACGCGGCGGCGGCACGAGCGCCGCCUGGUGGAGGUGGACAGCAGCCGGCAGCAGGAGUACGACUUCAAGAUGGCGCAGGCGCUGGACGAGCUGCGCAGCCAGCACGACGAGCAGGUGCGCCGGUACAAGCUGGAGCUGGAGCAGACCUACCAGGCCAAGCUCGACAGCGCCAAGCUGAGCUCCGACCAGAACGACAAGGCGGCCAGCGCCGCCCGGGAGGAGCUGCAGGAGGCGCGCGUGCGGCUCGAGUCCCUCAGCUACCAGCUGUCUGGCCUCCAGAAGCAGGCCAGUGCCGCAGAGGACCGGAUUCGCGAGCUCGAGGAGACCAUGGCUGGGGAGCGGGACAAGUUCCGCAAGAUGCUGGACGCCAAGGAGCAGGAGAUGACCGAGAUGCGGGACGUGAUGCAGCAGCAGCUGGCCGAGUACCAGGAGCUGCUCGACGUCAAGCUGGCGCUGGACAUGGAGAUCAGCGCCUACCGCAAGCUCCUGGAGGGCGAGGAGGAGAGGCUGAAGCUGACCCCCAGCCCAUCGUCGCGGAUCGCCGUGUCACGGGCCACGUCGAGCAGCAGCAGCAGCAGCGUGUCCACGGCCGGGCGCUCGGGCCGCAGCAAGCGCAAGCGGCUGGAGGCGGAGGAGUCGCCGGGCGCGGGCUCGAGCGGCAUCGGCACCGGCACGGGCAGCAGCAGCAGCAGCAGCAGCAGCUUCCACCUGGCGCAGCAGGCCUCGGCCUCGGGCGGCGUCAGCAUCGACGAGAUCGACCUGGAGGGCAGGUUCGUGCAGCUGAAGAACAGCUCGGACAAGGACCAGUCUCUGGGGAACUGGAGGAUCAAGAGGCAGAUCCUGGAGGGGGAGGAGAUCUCCUACAAGUUCACGCCCAAGUACGUGCUGCGCGCCGGCCAGACGGUCACGGUGUGGGCAGCUGGUGCGGGAGUGGCCCACAGCCCCCCCUCGACGCUGGUGUGGAAGAGCCAGGACAGCUGGGGCGUGGGCGAGAGCUUCCGGACCGUCCUGGUCAACGCCGACGGGGAGGAGGUGGCCAUGAGAACCGUGAAGCAGUCCUCGGUGGUGCGGGAGACGGAGAACGGGGAGGGAGAGGAGGAGGCCGCGGAGUUUGGCGAGGAGGAUCUUUUCCAUCAACAGGGGGACCCCAGGACCACCUCGAGAGGCUGCCGCGUGAUGUGAACGGGACGCGCCUCAUCACUUGUCUUUACCCAGAGCCACUGAAAACUAUUUUUCUAUCAUUGGCUGUCUUUACUCCUUGAUACAUUUCUAGAGGGUUUCUAAGCGUACUGCCAGAACGCGGGGUGGGUCUCUGGGGUCUUUCCUGCGGGUGGGCUCCCUUAGACACUUCUCAUCGCCACUGGUCAUUUUUUUGGUGCCCCAUUUCACCAUUUGGUUGAAUUCGAGGCCAGGGACGGAAUGGCUGACAGGGGUUGGGUGUGGAGGCCGGAAGACUGGGCCGGGCUGGGCUCAGGGACUGCUGUCCCUCUGCCUCCCCCACACGCUGGCUGCUGGGGCCCGCCCUGUGGCCUCGAGGGCACGGAGAUCAGAGCUGCCGUGUCCAGUGAAGCUCCUUAAGAGCCCAGUCCAGAAGCCAGGUUCUGACCUGGGGGGCAGCAGGCACAUCCCCUGUGGCAUUCGGGUGGCCCGGGCGCAGGUGUGGCAGGGGCCUGGGUGCGGGUUUUGGCUGCUUGGCCUGGGCUUGGGGGCUUUGGUGUACUUCUGGGAUUCUGGUGUGAUGGAGAGCUGCCGCAGGCCACACCGGGGCACUCGGCUGUGGGCCACCUUUUCCCUUCCUGGCUGUCUGGCCCUUGGGUUUCUGGAGCUUUCUGUAGUGCAGUUCCUAAGCUUGCAGGACCACGAGGCAGGAGAGAGAGCUGGAAACCCAGGGAACAGGGACAGCUCCGUUUGGAGACUUGUCACCAGGUAAUGGCCAGGGGACAGGUGGAAGGGGUAGUGGGAUCACCUGGGAAGCAAGUGUCCCCCGGGUCUCAAAGCCACUGUCCACAGGGCACAGCCACUUCCUGCCCUCCCUCAGUGAAGAGGGGGACUUGACGGUGAGCCACUGGGCCACCGCAAGCUGUUCUCCCACUCUGUGCCUUGUGCAUGGGGCUGAGUCCUGACCCCCACACUGUCCCGUACGCUGUGUGUGUGUCUUGCUGUCUGUCCUAGCUUCCGUGGCGACCUUCUCGCUGAAAUGCUGUUUCUCAGAGGCCAGUGCCGGCUGAUUCCACAGGACGGCUCCACGACCCCCCACCCAGCUCCCGGCUGCCAUGCCGCCUCGGUGGUCCCUCACCGUGUGUACCCCUCCCACACAGAUACACAGAAGUUAUUUUUUUAAUGGAUAUUUAUUUUUUUACAUUGGUCAGUACUCAGAUUGCCGGAUCCCGCUUCAGGCCUCAUGCCAGAGCCCCCCCCAGGGGCUGGAGUUGAGGGGGGCCAUCUCGGUGACUUCUGAGGCCCCAGACGGCAAAUUCCUUCAGAAAGCGCAGCUCAAGUCUUAAAGACGUCAUACUGAGCCACGGAGGCAGCUGCCCCCAGAAGGCAGCCCGUUUACAAGCAGCCUGCGUCCGGCCCUUCCCAGCUCCACCGACGCCGCCCUAGGUCCGCAGCAAGCCUGCCUCCCGCCUCAGCGGUCGGUCUCCCGUCCCUGGGAACCUGCUUGUGGCCCGAGGGUCAAGGCUUCUGCACCGAGAAUCUGGCCACAGCCCCUUGCUUGAGGUCUAGUUCUUUCCAUGGCUGCCCGGUACCCAGGCCCGAGGUCGGUCUUUCUCGUGGACGGAAACGGCUCACCACCAUUCCCCGCCUUUCUGGGGGGCCCUGGGGAGCUCGCCCCGCCCCGCCCCACGCAGGACCUUUCCCAGGAGAGCCGCAGGCUGUGCAUCCCCCAGCCCCAUCCCGCCUGGCCCACUGCGGGCCUGGACUGCAGAGGCAGAGGCCUCGGGAGCGUGGGGCCGGGGUCGUGCAGGCAGUGCGGAGGGGGGGCCUGACGGGCUCGGGGGGCGGGGUUCGCCGGUGAGCCGUGCAGGGUCCCGGGCGUCUGCACCGGCCUGGGAAGCAGCUCGUAGUUGUCCGCAUCCUUAGGUUUAAGCCGCUUUAAAGGACGCGGGGACGGUUCCCUGGACCUGGCCCCCCGCGGCCCGGCCCCGGCGCGCCCCGCGGGAGCACCAGCACGACCUGCGGGGGUGGGCCGGGGCCGGCCGGCGUCCGUGAACUUGCAUGCCAAACGUGUGGUCCUUCCUUUCUCCCGUGUUUGUAAUACGCGUUUUACGACCGGACACUUUUGUACAACACGCCAAUAAACAUUUGGUUUUACUGCUG
Neogale vison (American mink) is the source of this 3963-nucleotide messenger RNA. It is a transcript of the gene LMNB2, whose product is annotated as lamin B2. NCBI's taxonomy places the organism in Eukaryota, Metazoa, Chordata, Mammalia, Carnivora, Mustelidae. The transcript has 12 exons. The coding region runs from base 7 to 1824 and encodes 605 amino acids. The record is from RefSeq and is a predicted model, not a curated record.